Dictyostelium discoideum AX4 is the source of this 990-nucleotide messenger RNA. RefSeq lists its product as hypothetical. Bases 1 to 990 code for a protein of 329 amino acids. The transcript is spliced from 2 exons. NCBI's taxonomy places the organism in Eukaryota, Evosea, Eumycetozoa, Dictyosteliales, Dictyosteliaceae. The record is from RefSeq and is a predicted model, not a curated record. Gene Ontology annotation, molecular function: ribosome binding; translation regulator activity.
AUGGAACAACAAAAAGCACCACAAGUUACUUACUUAGAAGUCGGAUCAUUAGUUGGUCACAACGGUUUUGUCACCUCUAUUGCCGUUUCACCAGAAAACCCAGAUACCAUCAUUUCAUCAUCACGUGAUAAGACUGUUAUGGUAUGGCAAUUAACCCCAACUGAUGCCACCUCACCAGGUAAAGCCCACAGAUCACUCAAGGGUCACUCACACUUUGUUCAAGAUGUUGUCAUUUCCCACGACGGUCAAUUCGCCUUAUCAGGUUCAUGGGAUAAUACCUUAAGAUUAUGGGAUAUCACCAAAGGUGUUUCAACCCGUCUCUUCAAAGGUCACACUCAAGAUGUUAUGUCUGUUGCCUUCUCAUCAGACAACCGUCAAAUCAUUUCAGGUUCACGUGAUGCCACCAUCAAAGUUUGGAACACCCUCGGUGAAUGUAAAUUCACUUUAGAAGGUCCAGAAGCUCAUCAAGAUUGGGUUUCAUGUAUCAGAUUCUCACCAAACACCCCAACCAUCGUUUCAGGUUCAUGGGAUAACAAAGUUAAGAUCUGGGAUAUCAAGAGCUUCAAAUGCAACCACACCUUAACUGACCAUACCGGUUACGUCAACACUGUCACCAUCUCUCCAGACGGUUCAUUAUGUGCCUCUGGUGGUAAAGAUACCUUUGCUUGUCUCUGGGAAUUAUCAUCUGGUAAACCAUUAUACAAAUUAGAAGCUCGUAACACCAUCAAUGCUCUUGCUUUCUCACCAAACAAAUAUUGGUUAUCUGCUGCCACUGAUGACAAAAUCAUCAUUUGGGAUCUCCUCACCAAACAAGUUCUCGCUGAAAUCGUCCCAGAAGUCAAAGAACAAGCUUUCGACUCAAAGAAAAAGAAAGAAUCAAAACCAAAAGCACCAGCUUGUCUCUCCCUCGCUUGGUCUGCUGAUGGUUCAGUCUUAUAUGCUGGUUACAAUGAUGGUUUAAUCCGUGUUUACAAAUCAUCAUCCCAAUAA